CAUUCGGAGGCUUAGAGGGGUUAGGGUUUCGUUUGCAAGAACGGAUCAUGUCGUCGUCGAGGAAGAUCACUCUGAAGAGCUCCGACGGCGAGGCUUUCGACGUCGAUGAAGCCGUAGCAUUGGAAUCGCAGACGAUCAAGCACAUGAUCGAGGACGACUGCGCGGACAACGGCAUUCCGUUGCCGAACGUCACCAGCAAGAUCUUGUCGAAGGUGAUCGAAUACUGCAAAAAGCACGUGGAAGCGCCGAAGCCCGAGGAGCGUAGUGGCGUCGAUGAGGAACUCAAGGCUUGGGAUGCUGAUUUUGUUAAAGUUGAUCAGGCCACCCUAUUUGAUCUCAUUCUGGCGGCAAACUAUCUGAAUAUCAAGAGUCUCCUGGAUCUUACUUGUCAGACUGUGGCUGACAUGAUAAAGGGCAAGACUCCAGAGGAGAUUCGCAAAACUUUCAAUAUCAAAAAUGAUUUUACACCGGAGGAAGAGGAGGAGGUGCGGCGGGAGAACCAGUGGGCCUUUGAGUGAAGGGUCAAAAUAAACAAUGUGUUUCUGUGGUAAUUUAGUUCUGUGGUGGGGAACUAGGGAUGGUCGUGUCCUCCUGUAGUUGAUCCUCUAAACUUUAUAGUUUAUGUUCUGCUUGUAGUGUCUAGGAGUUAUGUUUCUUUGUGAACGAUUACUUGAACUGUAACGUUUCCAUGAAUCUCUUAUGUUCAUAGCCUAAAUGUGGUUUCUUUUUCAUGUAAUAUGUGUAUUGUCUUCUUGGAAUGGCUGCGCAAUGCUCAAUACGUUCUUCAAAAGUUAUCUA
This is a messenger RNA of Vitis riparia (riverbank grape), 798 nucleotides long. RefSeq names its product SKP1-like protein 1B. The coding region runs from base 48 to 518 and encodes 156 amino acids. Gene Ontology annotation, cellular component: cytoplasm; nucleus. The transcript has 3 exons. The record is from RefSeq and is a predicted model, not a curated record. Gene Ontology annotation, molecular function: cullin family protein binding. Gene Ontology annotation, biological process: SCF-dependent proteasomal ubiquitin-dependent protein catabolic process. NCBI's taxonomy places the organism in Eukaryota, Viridiplantae, Streptophyta, Magnoliopsida, Vitales, Vitaceae.